AUGGCCGUGGGCUCAAGCGUCACGUUCCAGUGGCAGGAUUACCUCGUGUUUAGUGUCAUCCUGGCGGUGUCUUCGAUCAUUGGAUUAUAUUUCGGGAUUAAAUCGCGGAGGCAGAAGUCGGAGAGCUCCGGAGAUAUGAUUACAGGUUAG
This is a messenger RNA of Lymnaea stagnalis (great pond snail), 150 nucleotides long. NCBI's taxonomy places the organism in Eukaryota, Metazoa, Mollusca, Gastropoda, Lymnaeidae. The record is from the annotation of a GenBank genome assembly.